CCCCCAUGAAAAACAAAAUUUCACAAAAUUUCUUCAUCUCAAAUGACUAUUUUUGCCACAUUACGCCUAUUCAAACUCAAUAAUUUCAUCCAUCGGGGCGUUAAGAACCUAAGUUCAUCUUCUGUGGCACGUAAGAAGGUUGACAUCAAUUCUCUCAUAUCCAAAAUGUCAAAAACUCGAGUUGAUGAAGCCAGUCCUGAAAAACCACACAUGAAAAAGCGGGAGCGACGACAGCCUGAGAUGCUACGGCACAUCAAAUACCGGGAACAUGUCAAAGGAAAAGUUCUGCCUGUGCCAGGCAUAAUGAAUUUCCAAGUUAUUGGGACUGGAGGAAGAGGGACACCAAAGUCUGUGCUCUUAAUCACUGAACAUUACCGGUACCUGUUUAACUGUGGAGAAGGAACCCAAAGGAUUGUUACCGAACACAAAAUGAAACCCUCCAGAAUCGAGCACAUCUUCAUCACCCAUCAUAGUUGGAAUAACAUUGGUGGACUACUGGGGAUGGCACUGACUCUUCAAGCAGUAGGGAUGCCAACAGUCACACUCCAUGGGCCUCCAGAGGUGGAAAACAUGGUGAAUCAUGCAAAGCGUUUUGCUGAUACGCAAGCUACCAACCUGGUCAAGUAUGAUGCGUCUAACGGAUCAUUCCAAGACCACUCGAUGAAAGUUGAUUAUGUGCCUCUCUACAAAGAUCCCACUGACCAGGCAGAACCCAGUGGGAAGAAACUAAGGCUCUCUGGAGAUACACAGGACGGUGCAACAGGGAGUGAUGUCAAACUGUGCAAUGACAUGGCAGUUGCAUUUCUGUGCCAGCCAAAACUAUACCCGAGGAAAAUACUGAUGGAAAGAUGUGUUGAUUUGGGAAUAACAAUUGGUCCACAAAUUGGUCAGCUAAAAAAUGGCAGUGAAAUCACAUUACCGGAUGGAAAAGUGAUUAAGCCAGAUGAUGUACUUAGUGAUCAACUCCCAUCACAGCCAUUUCUUAUUGUUGAAUGCCCGUCUGUUGAGUACCUUGACUCAUUAGAGAGCAGUGACAAACUCAAGCCGUAUCAAAAUGAUGGCGCCAGUCUUGAUGAUAUGUUGGAUGUGAUAGUCCAUAUGGCUCCCCAUGAUGUUUUGGUGCAGCCGCGGUAUCAAGCCUGGAUCAGCAAGUUCCCGCCACAGACAAACCACCUGAUUCUUGAUGACAGCUCCAGCAACCUGGUCAGCACCGGAAUCUUCAAAAUCCAAACAAUAUUGAACUUGCUAAGUGACAGGGUAUUCCCUUUACUCGUGGGUCAGAGGAAUGGACCAUUAUGUCAGAAGCCUGUCAACCUAGAGGGUCCAGUCGUGUCUGGAAGUACGAAUCUUGUCUAUCAUUACCGACCACAUAAAGGAUUUGAUGGUGAACACUGUAUUGAAAUCGACAAUGAUGAGUUCAGAAAAGAGGCCAUGCAACAAGAGGAUGUCGAAGAGAGACUAGUGGAAAUGAGAAAAAAAUUAGCAGAUCUGGAAUCUUCAAAUUCUAAACCUAGUCGUCCGUAUCCGGAGAUUGUGUUCCUGGGGACCGGAUCAUCAGUGCCGAGCAAAGUGCGAAAUGUUAGCGGUAUUCUUCUACACUUAAUGGAGGACACCUGUAUCCUAUUGGACUGUGGUGAAGGCACACUAGGACAAAUAUACCGUUACUAUGGCGACAAGACAGCCGAGGUGCUACAGAAACUCAAAUGUGUCUAUAUAUCACACAUGCAUGCUGAUCAUCAUAUGGGUCUGUUCAGUAUCCUGUUUGAACGUGCCAAAGUUACGCAGAGUAAAGAUAAGCUCAUCCUGCUGGCCCCUCAGGCAUUUGGAACGUGGAUGAGGCAGUUCCAGGGAUCCUUUUAUCCUGUGGAAAAAUAUGUUGGGCUGAUUCCGUUACAACAAGUAAACAAUUAUACAAAUGGCACAAAAGAUGAGAAUUGCGAUCAUAUCCUGCAGCAUCUUCAUCUAAAUAGGAUCCAGACAACCUUUGUGCGCCAUGUGCCUGGUUCCUUCGGUGUCGCCCUUACACAUCAAGAUGGCUGGAAAAUCACAUAUUCUGGAGAUACAAUGCCCUGUGAUAACUUAGUCAAAAUAGGUAUGGAUUCUGACAUCUUGAUCCAUGAAGCAUCGAUGGAAGAUGAUUUGAAGGAUGAAGCAAGAUAUAAAUCUCACAGCACAACAUCCCAGGCCAUAGAGAUUGGACUUCAAAUGAAUGCCCAGUUUAUUCUACUUAACCACUUCAGCCAGAGAUAUGCCAAGGUUCCCAUCUUCAGUGACAAAUUCUCAGACAAAGUGGGAUUUUCUUUUGACAACAUGAGGGUUACUAUGGAUGACAUCCCACUCUUCCCACACUUCAUCGAGCCUCUCAAGGCGAUAUUCGCAGAACAUUAUGCAGAAAUGGAAAUUAAAACGCUCAAGAAAACUGUGCAGGCAAAGGCGUUGGAAGAACAAGCCAAAAUAGGGAAGGCAUCUUCAAGUUAGCAGACGAUGCCCAAUAGGAAUUCAAAUUACUCCAAAUUCAAUUAGUGAUUCAGGUGGCUUCAGAGGGGGUGAAAGCAACACUAGUCGAUCCUCUAGGGGCAUUAUUCAAGCUCCUCCUUGUUACACUGUCAGAUUAGUGGCAAUGGAUUGUACCAGAAGUAGCAAAGCAAAAGGAAUUAACAUAUUCUCAUUGACACCAGAAUUUGAUCCCAGGGUCUUGUCAAAUGAAAGCUGGCCACUGUCAUAGGCAUUUUUUGUAAAUAAAUCAUCACACCGAACCUCAUUUGUUCACUUGGUCAUUAUAAAUCACUGUUCAAAGAUGGCUGAGGUUGCUAGCAAACAUGAGGGACAGUUGAAAGAUGUUUCAUUUUGAUAAAAUG
This is a messenger RNA of Lineus longissimus, 2858 nucleotides long. RefSeq names its product zinc phosphodiesterase ELAC protein 2-like. The record is from RefSeq and is a predicted model, not a curated record. Gene Ontology annotation, biological process: mitochondrial tRNA 3'-end processing. The coding region runs from base 43 to 2478 and encodes 811 amino acids. Gene Ontology annotation, molecular function: 3'-tRNA processing endoribonuclease activity. NCBI's taxonomy places the organism in Eukaryota, Metazoa, Nemertea, Pilidiophora, Heteronemertea, Lineidae. Gene Ontology annotation, cellular component: mitochondrion. The transcript has 21 exons.